AUCCGACACCUGCCUGCUGCCCACCACCAGCCUACCACCUGCCACCAUGCGCUGUCUCAUCAGCCUGGCCCUCGGCCUGCUCGCCCUGGAGGCGGCCCUCGCUCUGGCCCCCAAAUUCAUCGCUCCAGUGCAGGUCAUGUGCCCCGAGCCCAGCUCUUCCGAGGAGACGCUCUGCCUCAGUGACAACGACUGUCUCGGCAGCACCGUGUGCUGUCCCAGCGCCGCCGGCGGCUCCUGCAGAACCCCCAUCAUCGUCCCUACCCCCAAGGCUGGCCGCUGCCCCUGGGUGCAGGCGCCAAUGCUGUCCCAGUUGUGUGAGGAGCUGAGCGACUGUGCCAACGACAUCGAGUGCAGGGGCGACAAGAAGUGCUGCUUCAGCCGCUGCGCCAUGCGCUAUCUGGAACCCAUCCUAGAGAGCACUCCCCAGUGAGCCGCCUACCCAGGAGUCCCUGGCUGCCAGGAGAGUUGGGCCUGAGUCCCCCUCUUGGACCCAGAGAGCUUGUGACGCGUCCUCCCUGCUGCUAAUAAAACUACUCAGCUUCA
Molecule: messenger RNA, 543 nt
Organism: Oryctolagus cuniculus (rabbit)
Lineage: Eukaryota; Metazoa; Chordata; Mammalia; Lagomorpha; Leporidae
Gene: WAP
Product: whey acidic protein
Cellular component (GO): extracellular region
Molecular function (GO): peptidase inhibitor activity
Source: RefSeq, marked provisional